UUCGUGGUUUGUUUUCAUGCUCCAGUUCUGGACGGUAGACAACAAGAGCACAAGUAUUUAAGCUGCGAGACACCUGCUUUCUUCUAGACGGAAGACUGCACUGCUAGUGUGAAAGUGGCUUCAGAAUGAUGAUCAGGCGUUAUGUAAAUGUGUCCAAGCGCAUGCUUGAACUUGCCGUGGUCAGCAAAAAUGUAAGACGACCUGUAUCUACCAAAGCUUGCAACAGGGUGAUAUCUGCAGUCAUGGGACAGGAAGAGUCUAAACCACCUCCCCCCAAACUCCCCACCACCAUCGGGGACAAGUUCUCAGACAAGGUGUUUCCCUUCGAGAACCUGGUGUUGGAAGGAGGAGGAGCAAAAGGAAUCGCCUACAUUGGGACUUGCAAGGUCCUAGAGGAUGCCGGGAUCAUGCCUCAGAUCAAACGGUUCGCCGGGACAAGCGCAGGCGCAAUCACUGCCGCCCUGCUCGCCAUCGGGCUUACGUCACAAGAGAUGUUGGAGGAGCUGAGCGCACAGAACUUACUGGAAGUCGUGCUUGAUACCCGUUGGACCAAGUCCAGCUGGAUUCCCGGCAUGGGGAGUUUCGGCCGACUUUAUGACGUCUUGAGAGCUAGGGGCGCAUGCCCGGGAGAAAAGUUCUUGGAGUGGUUCGGAGACAUCUUGGACAGACACUUGAAGAAACGAGGCCUGCCUUUGGAUAAAGACGUCACAUUUGACCAGAUCUACCAUGUUCUGGGCAAGGAGCUGUGUAUUGUAGCCUACAACAUGAACUACAACCGGGAGUCAUACUUCCACGUCAAGACUACCCCCGUUCUCAGGGUCCGGGAGGCGGUGCGCAUGUCCAUGUCAAUCCCUGUGGUGUUCCAGCCGUAUCAACUGGAGGGACUUUUCACCUACAUCGAUGGUGGACUGGCGGCUAACUUCCCACUCUACGCAUUUGAUGGUUGGUACCUGUCCAUGGACAAGAAGGACACGUUCUACAAGCGGCUGAAUGCCCUGUCGGAGACCGACGACGACCAAGACCACCUGCGCAGGGUGUUCUACCCCGAGUACAGAUGGGAACGCUUCGAGAACGAGGACCCGCAACGGUUCAACAAAACUCUCGGCAUUCUUAUCUUUUCCAACUCAGACCGGGAAGUUUACCAGGAUCAGUUCCAGGCAAGGCUGACGUGGCUGAUGCAGAAAGACCCCAGCUUCAUAAAGCAAAGACCUGACACGGAGAAGGCCAGAAAAUUUGCCGAGCAGUACAGCCAGCAGCGGACCGCAAGGGAUGCCGGGAUCAAGUCGUUCGAGACCCUGGUAGACGACCGGAUGAGGACCCUGAUCGAACGGAUUGCCGGUCCUGACGUCAUGGAUAACCUGGACGGAGGCACUAUUGAGAUUCCUGAGGAACGACCAAUUGUACCAUUUGUGGUAGGGACCGGGGCGCCGCCGCCGAAGGAAUCCAGAAUCACAAUUCAAGAAGCAAGGGAGCAAUUUUUCCAGAUCGCAACCGAAGAGGACGUUAAGGCCAUGCAGGCACCGAGCAAAGAAGCGGCAUUCCAGGCGUUGUUUCUUGAUGUCAACGGAAAGCUGACUGUGGACAGGGUGCUGAACAUGUACGAGAACUACGCACCUCUGCAGGUGGCCAAGAGAAGGGUUCUGGGAACGAGAUCUGUCGAGUCGGCCGGGCAGUACUACGGUACUCUCAUGGACUUUGUCGGCAGCAAGAACCAGAUUUCUGAGAAGGACAUAGACCGAUGUAUCGCAGUAGACGUGGACUACCUCUCUACCAUGGACUUCGACAUGGCUCCAACGGAUAUGGAGUUUAUCAUGACUCAAGGAGCGACUGCGGCCACUGCCUACAUCAUGGAGUUUGUGGAGACCGGAGGGAAAAGUAUGGCGAGCAGAAGCCAGCUGCAGCCGCCUCCGCCUCCCGGUCAGGUCUAAUCAUUAGGGAUCCAGGUCUAAUCAUGAGGUCACGGAAUUCACAUAGUCUCUACCAGACUCCUUCGCAAUCUGAAU
Branchiostoma belcheri (Belcher's lancelet) is the source of this 2003-nucleotide messenger RNA. RefSeq lists its product as uncharacterized. The record is from RefSeq and is a predicted model, not a curated record. The transcript is spliced from 15 exons. Gene Ontology annotation, biological process: lipid metabolic process. The coding region runs from base 126 to 1928 and encodes 600 amino acids. Lineage: Eukaryota; Metazoa; Chordata; Leptocardii; Amphioxiformes; Branchiostomatidae.